This is a messenger RNA of Ostrea edulis (European flat oyster), 1731 nucleotides long. RefSeq names its product organic cation transporter protein-like. The record is from RefSeq and is a predicted model, not a curated record. Bases 20 to 1714 code for a protein of 564 amino acids. NCBI's taxonomy places the organism in Eukaryota, Metazoa, Mollusca, Bivalvia, Ostreida, Ostreidae. The transcript has 10 exons. Gene Ontology annotation, molecular function: transmembrane transporter activity. Gene Ontology annotation, biological process: transmembrane transport.
UGCCUUAUAUUCAUUAACAAUGGAUGUGGAUGGAAUACUCCGUUCUCUUGGGAAAUAUGGCCGCUAUCAGAACUUACAAUUUGCCUAUAAUGUGUUCUGUCUGCCAAUGGUUACAUAUCCCGUGGUAAUAUAUGUCUUUAUAGGACACAUUCCGGAUUUCAUCUGUAAGGUUUCAACCGAUCAUCUAACAAAGCAUUACAAUCAACCUGACAGAUGGGAGAACGCCACGCUGUCUCCUCGUCAAUGUGACGUCAUCAGAGAGAUAAACAGGUCUGGGCUUAUAAUACAGGAGAGCAUACCUUGUAGUGAUGGUUACGAAUAUUUCGGACCGGAGACCGUGGCAUCAGAGUGGAAUCUGGUUUGCGGUUCAGAAGGACUCGGUAGUUUAAGUACCACAAUGGCAGUGGUAGGAGGGAUGCUUGGCGCUACUCUUUUUCCCGCGCUUGCAGACAAAUAUGGCCGUAUACUGAUAAUUUACACCACGUUCAUCUCCUUGUCCGGGUGCUUCAUAUUGGCGUCGUUUGUCCCAUGGUUCACUGCCUUUGUCAUCUUGAGAUUCCUGACCGGAGUGUUUAGUCAAGGGUCUGGACUAGUGCUAGGUACACUUCUGUUGGAGUUAUUUCCGGCAGAAUCAAGGGGAUUUGUGAUCUCUCUGGGAAGUAUAACAUGGGGACUUUGUAUUUCCUCUAUGGCACUGAUUGCUUUCCUUCUUAGACACGUGUCUUGGCGGUACACCAUGUUAGCUGCAGGUCUCGUUGGUGUCCAUAGUCUCGGAACACGAUGGAUACUGCAUGAAUCUCUGCGAUGGCUUGUUGCUAAUGGUAGAUUUGAAGAAGCUAAAGAGUGGAUUAAACGCGCUGCAAAAUGGAACAAGAAAGACGCUACGGAGAUAUUGGCGGCCACAGCAUUAGUGAAUGUGGAGAUACAGGUUUUAGUGGAGAAGGCUACUGACGUUAACGGAGUGGAGAAGGGUAAUGACGUUAACGGAGUGGAGAAGGAUAAUGUCGUUAACGGACUCCAAUCUGAUGACAAGAAACCGGGAACGAUCAACAAGGACUCACGGGGUUUGGAGAAGUUAUCGAUCCUGGAUAUCUUCAGAAACAGACACAUUUUACUGACCUCCAUCUUAGUGUGGAUUAUAUGGUUUGUGAAUAGCAUCACUUACUACGGACUUUUCCUGACUUCCGGUUCAAUGAGUGGAAAUAUGUACUUGAAUUUCUUUUUCAACGGCAUCGUAGAGAUCCCAAGCGUAUUCCUCUAUAUGUUUACAAUCAACAGGUAUGGAAGAAAGAAAACUUGCAUAAUGUUCCAUGCCAUUGCUGGAGUUAGCCUGUCUAUAUCUGCUAUCUUGAUUUUUGCAGGAGAUACACCAGUGUUAAACGGAUUCGCAGUAGCCAUGAGUUUUGCCGGAAAGUUUGGGAUAUCUGGAUCGUUUACGACAAUUUUCUUAUAUACACCAGAAAUAUAUCCCACAAACUUAAGGGCCCUUGGCUUAGGUUUGGCAGCCACCGUGGCAAAGUUUGGAGGAAUGGUCUCCCCUUACGCAGCUUUACUGGGAUCCCACAUCUCAUGGGGGCCGGGUGUCGUGUUUGGAUCGUUGUCUGUGUUAGUGACAAUUCUGUUUAUAUGGUUACCGGAAACAACCGGGAAAGAGCUACCAGACACGCUAGGCGAUGUCGACAAUUUCUAUGUCAUAAAGAAGAAUAAAAAAUAAAACAGUUAUCAACACAA